GUAUGUUUUGCACCUCUAGUUCUUCAUACGCACAUUUAGGUUUAUUUUGAUGUAAUUAAUUUAGGUUACCUUUCUGCGGUACAUACAUAUGUAUAAUGGACGAUGAUAUUUCGCUCCCCGCCGACACGUUGGCUAUUCUUAACGAGUUUCUGUCGGAACGUACCAAACGCGAAGCUGAGGAGGAGAAUCAAAUUAUCAACAAGACCGGCAAGGAUGCGCAAUUCGAGGAGGAUUGGCAACUGAGUCAGUUUUGGUACAGUACGGAAACUAAGCACACUUUACGGGAUGUUGUGGGUAAGCUACUUGCGGAGCGAAAGGCAGACUCAGGUGCCUUUCACAUAGCUUUACUCUCCUGUCCGUCGCUUUACAAGGAUAUAAGAAACAUCCAUGACAACGUCCACAUCUUUGAGUACGACCAGAGAUUUGAGGCCUAUGGCACGGACUUUGUGUUCUACGACUUUAACUGUGUAGGCAACAAUCCGGACUACCUCAAAGAACACCACCGUCAGUAUGACCUUAUCCUGGCCGAUCCGCCCUUCCUCUCUCAGGAGUGCAUUGCCAAAACUUGUGAAAUAAUCAACAGACUGCAACGGCACCCAUCGGAGUGCAAGCUAAUCUUGUGCUCCGGCGAGGUAGUAGAGCCCUGGCUGAGUUCCCGCCUGCCCGUUUUUAAGUGCGGGUUCCGACCUGAACACGAACGCAACCUGGGCAACGAGUUCGUAAGCUACGCAAACUUCAAUUUAGACGAAUAUAUUGAAAAUAAAUAAACAAUUGCAUUGAGGGAUAAA
Drosophila takahashii is the source of this 788-nucleotide messenger RNA. Its product is annotated as protein-lysine N-methyltransferase CG9154. Gene Ontology annotation, biological process: methylation. NCBI's taxonomy places the organism in Eukaryota, Metazoa, Arthropoda, Insecta, Diptera, Drosophilidae. The record is from RefSeq and is a predicted model, not a curated record. Gene Ontology annotation, molecular function: protein-lysine N-methyltransferase activity; nucleic acid binding.